UUUUCUUUGCUUGAAUCGUGCGCCGGUGCAGAGUUGCAAGAAUAUUAAUGGCACGGAAAAACACUACUUCAUCUAGACUCCAAAGGAACGUCAAAGAGAAAGUUCGAAGAUUGCAUAUGAAAAAUCUCCUCGCCAAACUUGCUCCCCUCGUUCAUCCAAAUCCCUCCACGUUAUCAGGACCUGAAGUUCUAGUUCAAGCCACCAGCCAUGUGAAGCAGCUUCAAGGAAGAAUUGAAGAACUGAGGAAUAGAAGGAUGGAGAUGCAAUCUACCAUGAAUAACAGCAGCAGCUCAGCGAGAAUACCAGUAAUGGAGAUAAGAAGCAGGGAUGAUGUUUUUGAAGUGAAUUUGAUAACUGGAUUGCGUAAGAACUUCAUGUUACAUGAGGUUAUCAACGUUAUUCAAGAAGAAGGAGCUGAGGUUACAAGUUUUGCUCAGUUUAAUGACGGUGACUGCGUUUUCCAUAUAAUUAGGGCAAAGGCUAUCAGUGCUAGAAUUGGAAUAGAGAUAUCGACAAUUGAGGAGAAGCUAAAAGAAGUGGUUUACUGAUCAAUCCUAUUCAAGUUUGGAUAUAUAUUCCUAUGACAGUCUCUCAAUGUCACAGAAUAAAAUGUUCGUCUUGCCUGCUUCUAUCUUUAUCGUUAAGCUUGUAUCAUGGCUCAGCUCAGUGCCUGCCUCAUUUAUAUCUAUAUGAUAUAAUUGCUC
Molecule: messenger RNA, 704 nt
Organism: Manihot esculenta (cassava)
Lineage: Eukaryota; Viridiplantae; Streptophyta; Magnoliopsida; Malpighiales; Euphorbiaceae
Product: transcription factor bHLH167
Exons: 3
Coding region: 48-548 (166 amino acids)
Biological process (GO): regulation of transcription by RNA polymerase II
Cellular component (GO): RNA polymerase II transcription regulator complex
Molecular function (GO): protein dimerization activity; RNA polymerase II transcription regulatory region sequence-specific DNA binding; DNA-binding transcription factor activity, RNA polymerase II-specific
Source: RefSeq, a predicted model, not a curated record